AUGGAACCGAACACGCCUCAACACCAGCUGGCCAAGCAGAUCGCUGCCGGCAAUAGCAGCCCGGCGCUUGGGGUUGCGGCGCGGACGGGCCAGAAGGGACUCCAACAUGGCGCCGCGUUUGUGCGCCGCCGCAUGCUCGUCGAUCUGGAAAUAACUCGCCAUGACGACGCCUAUCCCUGGGUCCUCCAAUGGAUGACCAACUACCACCGCGCACAGCAAGCCGGCACCAGGCCACUCACGUACACGCCGCAGGAUGGGCCCUCGCACGCGGCCCACUUCUCCUUCGUACCGGGGCCGGGCAAGCACUUCUUGCGCUACAAGAAUGCUUUCAUCCUCGUCGACCGGCAGCGAGAGCGCAACAGCCUGAACGUCAAGGAUGGCGUACCCUUUGAGACGAUCAAUCUCACGACCCUCUACUCGCACCGCGACAUCUUCGAAGACAUCUUCGCCGAGGCACACCAGAUAUACCAGCAGUCGCAGGAGGGCAAGACUGUCAUAUACAACUCCAUGGGCACCAUGUGGCAGCCUUUUGGAGACGCCAAGCGAAAGCGACCCCUCGAUUCGGUGGUCCUGGAGCGCGGUGUCAAGGAGCGCAUUGUAGAGGACAUGGAGGCUUUCAUUGCAUCACGCAAGUGGUACCUAGAUCGCGGCAUACCAUACAGGCGAGGCUACUUGCUGUAUGGGCCGCCGGGCACAGGGAAGAGCUCCUUCAUCCAGGCUGUUGCAGGUCAUCUCGACUUCAAUAUUGCCAUUUUGAAUGUCAGCGAGCGUGGUCUCACAGACGAUAGGCUGAACCAUUUGCUGACCAAGGUCCCGCGACGUACUGUAGUGCUGCUGGAAGAUGUUGACGUCGCAUUCAUGAACCGUAAGACGCCUGGUGCAGACGGAUUUGCUAGCGCCUCGGUCACCUUCUCCGGGCUGCUCAACGCUCUCGAUGGUGUUGCCAGUGCUGAGGAGCGGAUCAUUUUCCUGACUACCAACCACGUCGAGAGACUAGACGAAGCGCUCAUCCGACCUGGGCGCGUGGACAUGACGGUAAGACUCGGUGAAGCAACAGAGUAUCAGAUCGAGCAGCUCUGGGACCGAUUCUAUGCAGAGUUCGAUGCAGGCGGGGAAGCGAAGCAGAGAUUUAUGGCUAGAGUUAGAGAGUUGGGCCUCAUCGACUCGGUGAGCACUGCAGCGCUACAGGGGUUGUUCCUCUACAACAAGGACGACACCGAGGGCGCUAUUACUAUGGUUGAGGGCCUCACCGCUGGUCGCAAAGCCGAAAACCACGUGGGGAUACCCGGUCACGUUGACGUGAACGAGGUGACGUCACGUUGA
Molecule: messenger RNA, 1323 nt
Organism: Alternaria rosae
Lineage: Eukaryota; Fungi; Ascomycota; Dothideomycetes; Pleosporales; Pleosporaceae
Product: 26S protease regulatory subunit 8
Exons: 3
Coding region: 1-1323 (440 amino acids)
Biological process (GO): protein insertion into mitochondrial inner membrane from matrix; mitochondrial respiratory chain complex III assembly
Cellular component (GO): mitochondrial inner membrane
Molecular function (GO): ATP hydrolysis activity; ATP binding
Source: RefSeq, a predicted model, not a curated record